Messenger RNA from Rhodotorula graminis WP1, 561 nucleotides. RefSeq lists its product as uncharacterized. The coding region runs from base 24 to 473 and encodes 149 amino acids. The record is from RefSeq and is a predicted model, not a curated record. The transcript has 2 exons. NCBI's taxonomy places the organism in Eukaryota, Fungi, Basidiomycota, Microbotryomycetes, Sporidiobolales, Sporidiobolaceae.
ACGACCACCUUGACCAAGUGACGAUGCUCGGCACGACCCUCUUGCAGACAGCCACAAAGGCCCUGCGCACCCCCGUCGCCCGCCCUUGCCUGUGUCGCUCCCCGCUCGCCUCGACCUCGUCGUCCUCAUCUCCCUCGUCCUCGUCGACCCUCGCCCGCCUCCUCAGCUCGUCCGCCCCGGCCCGCCACCACCUCCUGAGCACCUCCUCCCCCGCACCCUCCCGCUCCCCCUUCACCGCCCUCCACCGCGCCCUGUCGCCCGUCUCGGCUCCGACCACCACCGUGCCCAGCGCGGGCGCAGCUGCUCCCACCACCACCAGCCCGCUCGGCCAGACCCGCACGUUCAAGAUGCCCCGGUGCGUCAAGCGCAAGACGAGCCCCGUCGCGCGCAACGGUGGCGCGGGCAAGGCCGCCAGGAAACACUCGGCGCGCGCGGCAAAGCGCAGGCGACAGCGCUCGAAGAAGAUCAACUAGGCGGCAGCGAGGCGAGGUCGGCGAGCGAGCGAGCGAGCGAGCGACGAGUGGUAGACGGUGCAGCGCAGGCGCCCUUGUCUUUCCCGGG